Messenger RNA from Xenopus laevis (African clawed frog), 8885 nucleotides. RefSeq names its product phosphoinositide-3-kinase regulatory subunit 2 L homeolog (gene pik3r2.L). Gene Ontology annotation, cellular component: phosphatidylinositol 3-kinase complex. The coding region runs from base 1100 to 3253 and encodes 717 amino acids. Lineage: Eukaryota; Metazoa; Chordata; Amphibia; Anura; Pipidae. The transcript has 17 exons. Gene Ontology annotation, biological process: signal transduction; insulin receptor signaling pathway; phosphatidylinositol phosphate biosynthetic process. The record is from RefSeq and is a predicted model, not a curated record. Gene Ontology annotation, molecular function: 1-phosphatidylinositol-3-kinase regulator activity; GTPase activator activity.
UCCUCACGCACUCGAGAUGCACAGACUUCAGCCCCACCCAGCUCUGCUUCUGAGCUGACUGACGGCAGGGGGCUUGGCCGGGCCCCCUCAUAAGACACAGCCUGGGACAAAUCUCCCCCCCCCCCCUGGAGGCGGCCCUGGUUGUCGUCAAAGCUCAGCAUAUUCCAUGACAUUAAGUUUUCAGUUCGGAAGCUGCUUCGUUGCCUAGGUUUAGGGGGUUUGGCUGUUUCCGUCAGCACUCGGCUGUCCUUUGACGUGAAAGCUCGGGUUUCGGCAAACUUCGGCACCGUUCAGCUUUCCCCUGACAGCGAGGCCUCGGCUGUUUCCGGCGCCGUCCUGCUCUUUCUCCGCUGCAUCAUGGCAGUUCUUGGGAGUUUCAGCGUGUGAAGACUGGAGCCGAGGAGAAGCAAUAGUUGUGGAUACAUGGGAUGAAGAGGUAUCAUAGACAGGGAGCAGCACUGCUGAACUGAACAUGCUGCGCACAGAUAUGAUGUAUCUAGAACAUGAGGGAGGGAAAAUAUGACUCAGGGAACAUGGGCAGGCCUAAGUGACUGUUACUGCCUUACAAUGGACACUCCUACUUUCCCAUUCUGAAAAUGCUUGUUCUGGAGAGCAGUUAGAAAUGAGUGAUAAACACAUACUGUAACUUUCCGAAUGCCAUACCCAGACCGUGGAACAACCAAUAAGUAAAUCCACCUACAACGACUCCUCUUGUCUUUUCAUUUUGCCGCAUGGUCCCUGAAAAGUCGUGGAUUAUGUUUGUCUCACUCUUCCUUUGCUCCAUAAUCUGGUUGAAUCGUGGCUUCAAACUCAGAAUAACAGGCACUUAGAGCCGUGGGCUCCUCCUUUUACACUUUUCCAUUUGAUUUUUUUUUCUCCCCUAAUAAACAGAUUUCAUUAUGGGGAUCCAAAUCAUUCCCUUUGAACAAUAAUGUUAACAACUUUUGCUAAACUUUUCCUGUUGUGUAUUUUACUUACAGUGAGUUAACAACUAUAAUUCUUGCAAAGCCUUUUUUUGUCUGCAAUGCCCUAAAGUGUUUUUGGGCAUUAGGUCAAACAAACUUUUAUGCCCAUCUGGAGUUAGUAGAGGAAAGUACCAAUGACUACCGACGGGUUUCAGUACCGAGCACUCUAUCCAUAUGAAAAAGAGCGUGAAGAAGACAUUGACCUCUUGCCGGGGGAUGUUUUGACAGUCAGUAGAGCAGCAUUGCAUGCCCUUGGCUGCAAAGAUGGAGAUGAGCAAAACCCUGAUCGAAUUGGCUGGAUUUUGGGGGUCAAUGAAAGGACCAAACAAAAGGGAGAUUUUCCUGGAACUUAUGUGGAGUUUGUUGGGCCAGUCCGAAUGUCACUACCAGUGCAUCGCCCCCGGGGACAACGUCCUUUGCCUGCCACUCCUAUUCUGCCCAGGACAGAGCAAUCCAAUUCACAAGGGGAAUCUGUGCCUGAACUGGUUGAUCAGUUUUCCCCUCCAGAUGUUGCUCCUCCAAUUCUUGCCAGAUUGCUUGAAGCUAUUGAAAAGAGAGGAAUGGACAGUGAAAUGCUGUACAGGACCUCUGGUUCGGAGUUCAGACAUACACUACAGACUGAUCUGUCUUCAGCAGAACUGGAAGCUACCGAUGUACAUUCCUUGGCAGAGGCAGUGAAGGUCUUUCUGCAAGAGUUACCAAAUCCUGUAAUCCCAGUUCAGAUCCACCAAGAUAUUAUCCAGGCUCUUCUAGAGACCUCUGAAGAAGAACAGAAGAGAAUGCAAAUUUCCUUAAUUAUUCAACCGCCAGUAGUCCCUUUGCAUCAUGUCCUCACAUUCCAACACAUUCUCAGACAUAUUGUGAAUGUGUGCAAUGAGAGCAGUGGACUAACACACAAGAUGGCGGCAGAGAUAUUUGGACCACUUCUUCUCCAGCCUGUAAUUGCAGGGGCUGAGGCUCUCCCUGACUUUCCUGUCCUUUUACUGGAGUUACUUUUGCAAGACAGAGGUUUACAGAAGGACCAACCCCCACCAGCCCUCCCUCCAAAGCCAACAAAACCCAAACCUCCAGUAGCCAGUGGAGUAGGUGACACUCUACAUGAGGCAGAAUGGUACUGGGGAGACAUUUCUAGAGAGGAAGUGAAUGACAAGUUACGGGAUACUCCUGAUGGGACAUUUUUGGUGCGAGACGCUUCAAGUAAAAUCCGUGGAGAGUACACACUCACGCUCAGGAAGGGUGGAAACAACAGGCUUAUCAAGAUAUUCCACCGUGAUGGCAUGUAUGGCUUUUCUGAGCCCUUGACUUUCACUUCUGUAAUGGCUCUCAUCAAUCACUACCGGCAUGAGUCUCUAGCCCAGUAUAAUGCUAAAUUGGAUACCAAACUACUCUAUCCCAUGUCCAAGUAUCAGCAGGACCAGGUUGUCAAGGAAGACAGUGUGGAGGCAGUUGUGGAGCAGUUGAAAGUAUAUAACAAACAGUUCAGAGACAAGACCGUGGAGUUUGAUACCCUGUAUGAAGAAUACACAAGAACAACACAGGAGCUGCAGAUGAAACGUACAGCCAUUGAAGCCUUUAAAGAAACCAUUAAAAUUUUUGAGGAACAGUGUCUCACACAGGAGCGCUGCAGCAAGGAUUACAUGGAGAAAUGUCGCAGAGAGGGUAACAACAAAGAGAUUGAGAGAAUAAUGAUGAAUUCUGAGAAGCUGAAGUCAAGGGUGACCGAGAUACAUGAUAGCAAAUUGAAAUUAGAGCAAGACUUGAAGAAACAAGCUUCAGAAAAUCGGGAGAUUGACAAGAAGAUGAACAGUCUGAAGCCUGACUUGAUGCAGCUACGCAAAAUCAGAGAUCAGUACCUCUUGUGGUUGCUAGAAAAGGGUGCUCGCCAGAAAGAUGUCAGCGAGUGGCUGGACACGAAGAAUGAUACUGAAGACCCGUACUCCAUGAUGGAUGAUGAGGACCUCCCACACAAUGAGGAGCACACCUGGUACAUGGGGAAGAUGAAACGUGAACAAGCUGUGGAGAUGCUGGCUAGUAAGCCAGAUGGAACUUUCCUUAUCCGAGAGAGUCGUCAGAAAGGUUGCUAUGCCUGCUCAGUAGUGGUGGAUGGUGACACCAAACACUGUGUGAUCUAUAAGACCGUUACUGGAUAUGGCUUCGCCGAACCGUAUUACCUUUACUCCUCCCUGAAGGAACUGGUCCUGCAUUACCAACACACUUCUCUGGUACAACACAACGAUGCCCUAAAUGUCACAUUGUCCUACCCAGUAUUGGCUCCUCCACCUCGGUGAGCCUCUGAUUUCUAGCUUUGAAUCACCUUUACCCACUACAGUAAGGGCUUCCAAGAAUGGAGGUCUUUGGUACUGCUGGAUAUAGGAUGGCCAAAAGAAUUCUGAUAAGCAGCUAGUCUUCUGUGCACCUCUGGCAUAUAGUUAUAGAUCACCUACCUUGUGUGCUUUGAAAAAAAAUCAACCAGAAGAAAAAAAGAUAACAUGGCUACCGCCAUUGCUCUCUUUGUUAAAGAAUAACUUUGGAAUAGUAUAAUAGACAUAAAAAUGUCUCAAGAACUUUAUCAAAGCUACUCAAAGCAGGCAUGCAGGUUAUGUGAAAGGGAUCAUUAAUCACCCAUAAAGCCAGUCUCUGCUGUUUUCUUCAGUCUAUGCCCAAUCCUCUUUUAAAUUUCGAUCCAUGAUUAAAGUUGCAUUCAUUCCCUUAUUUUAGCACUAUAUCAGCCAUGAUUGGCACAAGUGUACCCUGUGCUUCAUGUCCAUAGACGUUGUACUUUUUUGGCAUGUGGGUGCCUGCCCUAUAUUAUAUACCUCACUUUUUGCACUGUGACCUUUCUACAACCUUUCACCUCCACAUGACCCUUAAUAGCUCUUCUUCAUCCCCUUUAUUAAAUAAUCGCAGAGCUCUGUUUUUGCCAUUUAAUAGAUUUUCAUGCAGUUAAAUAAACUAGUGCAUCUAACUGCAUCUUUUUAAGGAACUGGGCACUGCUUGAAUUUCUGAUAUGCUUGAGAUGACAAGGGGGAGAUAAAACCAGACAAAUGAACCCAUCACAAUCUGAAGACCUACGCCAUAGAAAGCACUCCAUUCUCUCUUGUGGUAUGAGAUGUGUACAUUCAAUAUCUGCCUGGGGUUGUGGGCGGAAAAAAAAAGUUGAGGUAGAAAAAGUGAAACAUGAAGAUGGCACAGUCGGCCCAUCUGCAGAGAUUUCACUACGCAGUUUGCUGACUGCUUACACAGAGUGCCUUCAGGGCAGUCGAUGCCAUGCAGUUAAAUAUGGCACCCCCACAUUUUUGCUGCAAAUGUGAAGAGGGAAAUGGAGAUUUCCAUCUAACACAUGUCAUUCUGGGAUUCCCCAUUAAGUGACUAAUGGGGAUGUUCACCUUUUGCAAAGUCCUACCAAAGUGACAGGAUUUUGCAGAGAAACACUUUUCUAACUACAAACAUUUAGCAAAAAUCUUUAAUUUGUUUAAAUGUCCUUAAUAAUGAAACUGAUCUUAUCAGCUUCUGACUUCCCUCUGAUAAAGGGGGUUGCUGGAUGUUCUCUUUAAGACAGAAAGAUAAUUACUUUGUUGUUUAAAGUCUUCUUUAAAAAAAAAUGCCUCUGCAAUUUAGUAAUCGCUCUUUUUAAUGACUGUUUAUUAUGUAACUAAACUAGAAGUAGAUGCUGGUCUUUCUCUGUCUGUACAUCAUUUCUCCUUCAUUCCAAGCACACACACUCAUUUCCUCCUGCCAACUGGACCUUUACCUCUGCGUUUUGUUUAUAGACACAAAUUCUUAAGAAACAAUUUUUAUCACGGGACACGUAAAUCUAAUGACUGGUAUUUCCAACAGAAAGCAAAAGCAGUCUUUUUUUUUAUUUUAUAGAAAAUAGAGAUUUAUUCUUGUAAUGAUUAGGGUCCUUUUGUUAUAAUAUCAAGGUAGUCAGAUGUACUCAAGAUUAUAACACAUGCUGGGCGCAUUCUGUAUCAUGUCAUUAGUUUCGGUGGUCCAGUCAUAAGAGGGGCACGUGGACUGUUUCACACUACUUUCAACUAAAUCACUUCCAGUCCCCCCCACUAGAAUAUGAACAUUGUCUUCAGAACUAUUGGUGAAGUUGCAUGGCCUUGUAAAAGGAGGGGAAGGCAUUAUAUUUCCUUAUUUAGAUAAAUUGAACAAAAGUGACCUUGUUGGCCAUUUGCACAGGCCUUUCUUAAGCUGUAAAAAUGUAAUCCAAAAAAUAAAGACCUGCUUUAUAAAUAUUCCCCACCACCUCCACUCUGUUUGCACUACAGGGGUUACAUUACCACAAUGAACAAUUACAUUCAUUAUGCUCUUUUUGUUGCAUGUUUGCUACAUUUUCUGAACAUUUUUAAGAGGCAAGGAACCCCCUUUUUUAUGUUUUGGAUUCAGUCACUAGGAUAUCAGUUAUGGCUCUGUUAAACCAGUGCUUACAGUUAUGAGAAAAUAAACCACUGACAUUUCAGUGUGAUCGUUGUAAAAAAAAAAAAAAAUCCACUGAAUUGAACUCAGAUAUGGCUGUCCAACUGGUUGAGUCUUGUUGAUAUAUGAAGGUGCUUCAGUUUCCACUGACACACAGCAACCCCUCAGAUUGCUGUCAUUGAGACAUUCUAUAAUUUCCCCUUGAUGAAUUUGAUAAAUACUGGUCAUAAAUUCUGACCACAAAUAAUUCACAUUUGCUACACUUUAUCCAAAGAAGUGGGAAAACCCAUUGUGUCAAGUAACAAACUAUUUGUAAAAUAUGGCUAGCUAGAAUUUCACUUAUCAGACAAAUAUUUGAGGAAGUAUAAGCUAUUUCUACACCCUACAUCUGGAUGUGCCAAUUUUAUUUCUCUGAUACAAACCACGUGACCAGGACAAUUCCCUGUAAGGCUAAUGGCACACAAGGCUGAGAAAAAGUCGAUUUCACCAAAAUUGUGUGCACACAGGUCGAGUCAGUGAAUUUUACACAAAAAGAGCAUGGCUGCAGAUCCACUUAUAAUGGCUUUUUCUCUGCCUUCGUUUCUAUAGCCUCUAGUGCCAUUAGCUUUUAGUAUGCUGCAGUGGGACCUACUCUAGCCACUUGUUCAUUUAAUUUGAAUGAUAAACUUUCCUAUUUUGCCUAUUUCUAGCCUGUAACUCAAAAAAACUACUGGUAGUUAAGCCCCAGCAUGCAGACAGCCGUAAAAAUUCCAAGUCCACGAGCUACAGAACAAAAAAAUUAAACUAUUGAGACAACCACAAAAAGACCAAUUGCACAUUGUCUGCAUAAUACUGAAAGUUAAUUUUAAGGUGAAUUACCACUUUUACCCUUGGGUUCCUUCUGGCACCUACACAAAGUUAAACAAUCCCUUAAGACCUACUGUAUGUAUGUUUCUGGUGUUCUCUGCAUAAAACCCAGUAUCUUUUCUUUUAACUGAAACAUGUGCUGCCCUCUGUCUGACUAAUAUGCAAGAUUCUGGACUUAAAAGACAAGUGUGCACAGUCCUGACAAUUUAUUAGCUUGCAAUAGAACCUGUGGUCAUGGUCACAGAUUAUAGCCAUUUACUGUGACUGUUUUUUUGAGGCCAGAAGAUUGCAAUGAAUAUUAUAGAAAAUGGGCAUACAUGAAUGGCAAUUUAAAGUAUCAUGUUGCCCCUUAUGAGGUCCAGAAGCUGCUUAACACCCACCAUAACAUUUUGCCACAUGGAUCCAAACUUGAUUGCAAGACUUUGUGUUUAGCUUCCUUAUGUUUUGACUCAGAUAGUUGAGGUCUCCUGAAGGAUCAUUUGUGAAGUGUAGGACACCCACAGGGCUAAAGUCGAGACUAACGUGGUAGUGUCCUAGUGUUUUCUCUUUGUUAAGGUGGCUUCUAAAGAGCACACAAGUCCACAAAUAGCUUUGGAUGCUUCUGUAGUUAAUCCAUAUUAUCUACCUGGUAUAAUACUAUAUUACUUUUCAGGUAAAGAUACAUGCUGCAAUAUUAUUGCAUUUUUUUUAAAUAAAAAAGUUCCAGAUCUGGGAAAUUAGCCAGCCAUAUACUUUAGGUAUAGUUAAUAGCAGCCAUAUAGGUAGUGUUACUAGCAGCCAUUGUACUUCUUCAGUGACCUGGAUUUACUAUACUAUAGUAGUAGCUCUCUGCACAUUUUUGGCUAUUUUGCCUUUGUUUCACCUUCUAAAAUAAAUAUCUCUUCUGCUACUGACAGAGAUAGUAGAUCCUGUGCAUUCUGAGGUUUUUGCCUGGGUCAUUUGUCAGCAUAACUUGCCUCUUUUCCAUUCAUGAUGCCAUUGCAUUUCAUGCCGUUUUAAUUACUUUUUAAAGGUGUAUCUCACCUUUGUUUUCUUCCUUCACUACGUAUUAACAUAUCUUUAUUAUAAGCUAUUUUAAUUCUUUUGCAUUUAAAUGUGUUUUUGUAGCAAAUUUUUCUGGGUAUCUCCUGCAGCAUGAGGUAUAAUUGCACUAAAGCUAUGUCCAAGAAGAGCAAGACACAACAGGACAAGGUUUACAGCGUGGUUUUAAGAAGGUGCUUUUGCGUCUGGGCUGGGAGAGGGUUUCCAUUUAUUUCAAAAGGAAGAAGAGGCUCUUUAUUCAGAGGUUAUGAGGCUAAAACCUAACCUAAAGGCUAUAUCACAAUUGGUGUUUUUCAACAGCAAAAUGGAGACCUCUUCAGGUCCUGCACAGAUUUUGGUCAAAAAAAUGCACAUUUCCAGGCUUCAAUUGCCCUGAGCCCAUCACAUGAGAUUUUAAUAUAUGAAGUAGGGAUGCACCGAAUCCAGAAUUCGGUUCAGGAUGCGGCCUUCUUCUGCUGAGUACUUGUGCCUGGCCGAACUGAAUCUGCAUAUGCAAAUUUGGGGAGGGAAAUCGUCACAAAACAAGGAAGUAACAUUUGCACAUUUGGAUACAGUUUGGUAAUUGCCCUAAUCUUUCACAAAGGAUUCGGGGAUUCGGACCGAAUCCCAAAUAAUGGAUUCGGUGCAUCCCUAAUAUAAAGCACCACAGGUCAUUAUCCUUGAGGGAGUCACUCACCAGAUAGUGUGGAAUCCCACUGUGUAGAAAAAUAUAGUGAUAUAUGUACUAAGUAUAGAAGCAAUUAUGUUUAACUCCACCAAAUAGUUAAAAUCAUAGUUCAUUCUGAGGCAUGCAUAUCAGUAAAAGCUCUCUAAAUAGGACCCUUCUCCUUGCUUUCCUUACCCCCACACAAUAAACUGUAGGUCACCCAGUUCUGAGCAGCAUUCAUUUAACACUAUAAUUGCAAUAGGAGUGGGUUGCACACUUGAAUGUUGCAAGGUUGGAGGUGUAGCAUCCUUUUGUGCCAUGAUUUUUGGAACAUAUGUAUUCAUAACAGAUUUAACCUUAUGCUGCUGGAGACCCCUCCCAGUUAAUAUUUGCAGACUAUUAAACAUUUAAAACAUGUAUCUCUAGUGUAUCUCGGCCUAUUCAUUAUCAUAUGUUAAUACUUAACCUUUUGUCUUUUGAAUUAAAGCUAACUGUGAAAACACUCUAUUCUGCGGAGAAUUUGCCUUACUCUGUUCUAUUUGUCACAAUCUUCCUUCUGCUGAGUUUAUAGUAGGACACGGGUUGGUUGAAAGACCCCAGAUGCUCCCUUCUUUAACCUAGUUCUCUGUUCCCUAAUACAUCCUUUGAGACUUUGUCCUAUGAAAUAAGCUGGUUUCACUGUGUUACACGUACACUUUUUUUUUUGCUAUUUACUUUGCCACAGAAAGCAUUUAGCUGAAAGAACUGUACUCUGCUCAAUGUUUUGUAAUCUUCUAAAUCUGUGCGCAUUAAUAAUGUCCUGUGUUGCUUAUUUUUUGUAUUAGAAUUGCUUCGAUUGUUUUAAGCUCAUUCUGUUAAAAAGAAAAAAAGUUUACUAAUGUAAACCCAGUAUUUGUUUUAAAACUGGUACUCUAAAUCUACAUUUUUGUAUGGUACUUAAACAAAUUAAACAAUUAAAAAUC